Mercenaria mercenaria is the source of this 1866-nucleotide messenger RNA. RefSeq lists its product as uncharacterized. Gene Ontology annotation, cellular component: membrane. Gene Ontology annotation, molecular function: tumor necrosis factor receptor binding. Bases 63 to 1853 code for a protein of 596 amino acids. NCBI's taxonomy places the organism in Eukaryota, Metazoa, Mollusca, Bivalvia, Venerida, Veneridae. The transcript is spliced from 5 exons. The record is from RefSeq and is a predicted model, not a curated record. Gene Ontology annotation, biological process: immune response.
UACAACUCAAUGAAAAAAAGUAACAUCCAUACUGCAUAUACUAAUGGGAAAUAAAUAAAGCAAUGCCAAAAUAUCAACGUCGUACUAGUGAGAGUUCAAGUCGAACUGCUUCGUCAGGAGAUAACACCAUUACUACUUUGUCAACCGAUCAACAGGACCUGUAUGCUACAAACUCACGGACAUAUCUGGAUUCUAGCAAUAUGAGCAAUUCAAGAUGGGAUUCUGAUGAAUUGCAUACCUUGUCAAUAUUUGACAGAUUAAAGAAAAUAUUUGAAAUGCCAAAACGUCAUGCCGAUAGUCGCAAAAGGCGAUUCGAAAGGGAUGAGGUGCAGAAGACGGAAUGUUUGCCGUUAUUUAACGGUCAAUGGACGACAUUUAAUGAAACAAUACCAAUAAUACAAAGGCAAAUGACUUUGCGACAUGACGAUGAAUGUGUUGAUAUAAAACCAGCUAGAGAACAAACCUGCAAACUAGACAAUGGCCAAUUAGUACUUCAUGGGAACUGUGCGCACAAUUACAGUGAAAAAUAUUCCAAUUCUAUGGCACAUCGAGAGAUGACAAAAGUGUACAAAUAUUGUUGUUCAAAACACUGUGAUACUCUGUUAAAAGAUAAACACGUUAAACAAUGUAAGCAAGACAUUGCUGACACAUGUCAAUAUGCAUCGAGUUAUGAAGGUGAAGAUGAAGCAGACCAAGCAAUGUAUCAAAGACAAAAUCACACAGACUCAGAGGAAUGUGUGGCCAUUGCACAGUGUGCCAACACUAAAGCUUCACAGGUUGCAGACAACAUUUACGGUAAACAAAGAAACGUUAGUGAUGAAAGUACAAAAGCAAUAACAGAACAGGAAACAACUAUUCAAAACCUCCAGACGAAACAUUCUCAACAAUUGUUUGGUCUCGAAUGUGGCAAUUUUCUAAGACUAAGCAAAAAAUACAUUAAUUUGAAAAAACUGUUUGUCGCUUUAGCAGUUGUCAAUAUCAUUCUUAUCAUAUGUGUUGUGUUAGUUUUGCCAAUUAUUCUUGUGACAUUUAGAAUGUCAUAUGAUCGAGAAGGCAAAUCAGAUAGAGACAUCAAACACCUCGUGUCGGAACAAUUAUCAUCGUCAGAGGGGAAACGGAUGGUGAGUUCGUUCAUUUAUUGUGUAUCAUGCAGCAGUUUGGAUCGAAGGCUGACCAAAUUGUUCAAGGAAUCCACAGACCACAGAUGUUGCAUAGAAAACAUUGCUAAAGCAAUCACAUUCUUCACUAAUCUUACUGAUCAGAGAACUGAAGAAUGCAAUUCAAGACUAAAUGAUUUGGAAGGCGAACAAGGCGAAUUACAAUCUCAGAUCGUUCGCUUGAAGAUGUUGUUACUCAAUAACUCUGACGUGGACAUAAACGUAGACUGGCCAAAACACCCUGGAAUACAGAAAAACAACAAACUUGUAAAUAUUCUCCUGACACGUCGACGCUCGGCAAUACAUUUAAAAGGAGUUGGUAAGGAAAGUGGUAUUGACUGGACAGCUGCUAUAACAGAAGGUAAACUGUCGUAUGAUGGUAAUGGAAUAUAUGUAGAAAAUGGAGGAAUGUAUUACAUGUACUGCAAUAUUCGAUUCAAGAAAACUGCAUGUGGAUCAAAUAGGAAAAUAGGGUAUGACGUUAAACGCAAGAGCGGUACUGGCCCUGCAGUGGUUAUUGCUUCGGUUUACAACCAUUGUUCAAAUGUAACAAACUACGAUCAGGAUCUCAUAAUACAGAGGGUUUUUAAACUGUCUGUUGGAUACAAAAGUAAAGUACUUAUUGAUAUUGGUGAGCAUGGUCAUAGACUCGUUGCUGAAGAUUACCUGCAUGCAUUUGGUGUACUUGAACUCUGAGUAAAACAACAAC